GCAGCGGCGAUGGCGGCAGCGGCGAUGGCGGUACCGGGGGGAGUCCGUCCCGGUGUGGUGCUGGGGACGAUGGAAAUGGGUCGCCGGGCAGGGCCUGAGGCCAGCGCCGCCCUUCUCCGCGCUUUCCUCCGGCGUGGCUAUCGCCUCCUCGACACCGCUUAUAUGUACGCGGGGGGAGAGUCCGAGAAAAUCCUGGGCGCGCUGCUGGCUGCUGGCACCGAGCCCGUGGAAGUUGCCACUAAAGCCAACCCCUGGGACGGGAAGACGCUGAAGCCCGACAGUGUGCGAUCGCAGCUGCACACAUCCUUGGAGAGGCUGAAGAGGAAGAGUGUGGAGCUCUUCUACCUCCAUGCCCCUGACCAUGACACCCCAGUGGAGGAGACACUGCGUGCCUGCAACGAGCUGCACAAAGAAGGAAAGUUUAAAGAACUUGGUCUAUCAAACUAUGCGGCAUGGGAGGUGGCAGAAAUCUGCACCAUCUGCAAAUACAACAACUGGGUGAUGCCAACUGUUUACCAGGGCAUGUACAAUGCCACCACUCGCCAGGUCGAAGCUGAGCUCUUCCCAUGCCUGAGGUACUAUGGACUGCGCUUCUAUGCCUACAACCCACUGGCAGGAGGGCUGUUGACUGGCAAGUACAAGUAUGAAGACAAAGAGACACAGCCCACAGGAAGGUUUUUUGGGAACGACUGGGCUCAAGCCUACAGAAACAGGUACUGGAAAAAACACAAUUUCCAAGGCAUCGACUUAGUAGAAAGAGCUCUGAAAGAUGCUUAUGGCUCCAGUGCACCGAGCCUGACCUCUGCUGCUUUGCGUUGGCUGUACCAUCACUCCAAACUGCAGGGUUCUCUUGGAGAUGCAGUGAUCGUUGGGAUGUCCAACCUGGAGCAGCUAGAGCAGAACCUUGACUGCAGUGAGGAGGGUCCCCUGCUGCCAGCUGUGGUGGAGGCAUUUGACAAAGCCUGGAACCUGACUGCACAUGACUGCCCCAACUACUUCCGCUAGAGCCUGGGGCAGGGGUGAGCAAAGAGGUAUGGGGUGAGCAAUGGAGCACAUUAUCUCCAAGCAUGGGAGAAGCACUCACCCUACUGUCCCCUUCAUUCCUGUACAAAUAGGAUUGUGAUUUCCUCCCCCCAGCCCUGUAUUAAUGAAGCUUUGUAGGAUCCACUACAGCUGUCAGCACUUGCUGUGCUGGACCCUGCCUUACUCCUCUACCCCUCAUGGGCCAUCAGCUCUAGAUAGCACACUUAGGUAAUGUGUCCACACCAUUAAAUCAGCACUGAGUGAAGGCACCAGUUGUGCUUCAGUAUGAUCUCAAAUAAAGUACCUCCUAGCACAGACCCUGCCUUUUAACUGUGCAGAGAGAGGCCAGCCAGUUUAUGGGUAGUUAUGAGCUCCUUCUGAAGCUGCUAUCAGAAGAGAAGACCCAAACCUUCAGCACCUUCCCCAGGGUCAGGGUUAUUUUGUUACACUGACACACAUUUCUGCUUAGCUGUCAUGUUUGAGGUGGCACUUCCUCAGAUCCCAGGGUUCUCAAACAGCAACAGGCAGCAAUGACAACCAUCUGACAUUUUACAGCUAGAUUUAUGUAUAAAACAAAUCCCAGCAUUAGCUCAUCUUCUGAAAAGCUGUCAGGGGCUGAUGGUCCUUAUCCUGGUGCAAAUGGAGAAGGGAAACCUCCUCCUCAGUUUGUCUCUAAAGUAAACUGGUGUCCAAGCACAGGGA
Molecule: messenger RNA, 1725 nt
Organism: Pogoniulus pusillus (Red-fronted tinkerbird)
Lineage: Eukaryota; Metazoa; Chordata; Aves; Piciformes; Lybiidae
Gene: AKR7A2
Product: aldo-keto reductase family 7 member A2
Exons: 7
Coding region: 10-1005 (331 amino acids)
Molecular function (GO): oxidoreductase activity
Source: RefSeq, a predicted model, not a curated record